GAAUAAUCGAGUAAAGAUGGCAGCCUCUAGUGAUAAACAAGACAGUGCUGUGGUACUUUCUUGUGUUUUCUUUUUAGAUAGUCCUUGAUACUGUUAUUUUUAAGAAUUUUUGUAUACCUUGAUACUAUAAGCAUCUGAACCUUAAAAAGUAUGGGUAUUUUUUGCGUGUGUUCAUUGAUAAUCGUAGUUAACAGCCUAUGGAUAAUGACAUGGGUCAGAAUUUAGAAUGCAAUCUCAGCGAGAUUCGUCGAGGCUUCAUAUUUGGACUGGUGCCUCAUUUAGUACAGAAAACUGUGUCUGGAGGUACAGAACUUUCUAAAGACGCCUUCAAAUAGAUUGAUUAAAAUUUACACAGUUUGCAUGUUUAAGUAUUGUUUUUAUUUCAUUCUGAAAGGCUUUGUGUAAAGCAUUGUCAUUCAGAGAGUUCUGUACCUCCAUUUCUGUACUAAGUGAUAGUACAAACUAAUAUGUACAUAUGGUGUGACUGUUUUGACCGAGUGAAGCAUGAAAUGGUCAUUGCUCGGUAUUGUAUACGGAACUUUCGGGAUGUGCGUUUAUACACCACGGUCACAUGAUAGUAAGCAAUUGUAGGGCAAAGUUGACAUUGAUAUAACUGGUGUUUUGUUAGCAGACGGUCCGUAAAGAGCUAUGUGCAGUCCCACGAUGACGAUCCAAGUCACUAUUGGUGCUUAGUACCUGGGUGUAAAUUAGAUGGAAGGAAAAAGGCGCAUUUAGACACGUAUCUAAACACCGCUACAAAAAUAAUUAUACCAUUCAUUUUGAACAAAUUGAUUUUUUAAAUUACAAAUUGAGUACCUUUAGAGCCUUGCUUCGCGGACAGACUAUCGGAACUACUCAGUUUUGAGAAGGUAUAGAAUUAAAUGGUGGCUAUUUGCAACGGCAUCGAAAAUAACCAACUUGAUUUACUGUGGGAUUUACACUAUGUAAAGAUGGAGUUUGCAGUAAAUAUGACAUGUGAGGGAUGUGUUAAAUCUGUGAAGAAUUCACUUCAAGGAGUAGAUGGUGUGAAGUCUGUGGAUGUAAACUUGGGAACAGACCAAGUUAUUAUUGAGAGCACCUUGACCUCCAAACAAAUUCAAAGCUUGAUAGAGAAGACAGGAAAGACUGCAGUUCUUCAGGGAUAUGGAUCAUUGAAUCAAACUCCAUUAGAGUCCGGUGUAGUUGAGUUGAAUACUGGUGAUAACAAAAUCCAAGGAGUCAUACGAUUGGUCCAAUCAAAUCCAUCCAAAUGCAUCAUUGAUGGUACCAUUGAUGGAUUACCAAAAGGAAGACACAGGCUUUUUAUCCAUGAAUUAGGAGAUGUCUCUCAAGGAUGUGACAGUUGUGGAGACAUUCUUGGGAGACUGAGUCCUGAAACAGAGAAGCCUAUGGGUGAUAUAGGAGAAAUUGAUGUUGCAGCCAAUGGCAGAGCAGAUUUCAGAUUGACCAAUGAAAGAUUAAAAGUGUGGGACAUGAUAGGAAGAUCUAUAGUGGUCCAUCAAGGGUCACAAGAAGGUUUAAUUCCAAAGAUUCAAAAAAAGCUUUCAUGUGGAAUAAUUGCAAGGUCUGCAGGACUCUUUCAGAACUCGGAGAAGAAAAUCUGCACAUGUGAUGGUGUGACAAUUUGGGAGGAGAGAUACGUUCCUGCUGCAGGCGUAGGACGUAAAUCCAAAAUAUGACAGUACUAUUUGGAAAACAUUUUGCACUGCUUUGGCACUGAUCUAUCAAAAAUUCUUAAAUCAAAGAUAUGAUUCAUUUUCACAAAAACAUUUGGGUUACUUGGGACUUAUUUCAAUUGAAAAGGAACUUCAACCGUGAUUUUAUGCUUUCAAUUCAGAAAUACACCAGUACAUCAUAUUAGUAAGCAGAAGUGUACAUUGUGUAUUUGCUCAUUGCAUUCAUGCUUAUUUGGUCAGUUUGAUAUUUUAAGCUGCAGUUCUCUUGAUUUAUUUUUAUAUUAUUUUGUCAUUUGAUUUUCAUGGGUAUUUAAAUAUCUUUAAUGCCUCCGUAAAUGGAGAUUUGGGGGCAUAUAGUUUUUGGUCUGUCUGUUUAUCUGUUUGUUCGCAAAACUUCUAACCUUGCCCAUGACUUUUGAAUGGUUAGUGUUAGAGCUUUCAUAGUCCAUAUGUGUAUUCCUUUUGACAGGACCUUUGAUUUUGUACCUAACUUUUUGAUCUGAUUACCUUGGAUUUUGAACCCAUUUUGAAAAAAACUUUAAUCUAGGCCAUAUCUUUUGAAGGGUCAGUGAUAAGGCUUUCAUAUUUCACACUUGUAUCCCUUUUGAUAAGACCUUAUUUGUAGUACCAAAAUUUUUGAUCUCAUGGCCUUGACCUGCAAGUUUGACCUACUUUUGACAAACAUUAACUAGGCCAUAACUUUUGAAUGGUUGGUGAUAGGGCAUUCAUAUUCUGCAUGUGUAGUCCUUGUGACAAGACCUUUCUUUGGGUACCAGAAUGACUUUGCUGACAUAUGGAGGCAUCAGUGUUUCACAUACCCAUCUUGUUUAUAUCUUUGAUAGAUGAUAAAAUGAUCGUAAGAUGUGUACUAUACAUGCCUUAGUAUUAUGUGUAUAUAUGCAGCAGCAUGUAUUUAAUUGUUUUCUCAUAAAAAUGAAUGUACCCUG
Ostrea edulis (European flat oyster) is the source of this 2623-nucleotide messenger RNA. RefSeq names its product copper chaperone for superoxide dismutase-like. The coding region runs from base 882 to 1679 and encodes 265 amino acids. Gene Ontology annotation, biological process: removal of superoxide radicals. Gene Ontology annotation, molecular function: copper ion binding. NCBI's taxonomy places the organism in Eukaryota, Metazoa, Mollusca, Bivalvia, Ostreida, Ostreidae. The transcript has 7 exons. The record is from RefSeq and is a predicted model, not a curated record.